Babesia sp. Xinjiang is the source of this 249-nucleotide messenger RNA. RefSeq lists its product as uncharacterized. The coding region runs from base 1 to 249 and encodes 82 amino acids. The record is from RefSeq and is a predicted model, not a curated record. The transcript has a single exon. NCBI's taxonomy places the organism in Eukaryota, Apicomplexa, Aconoidasida, Piroplasmida, Babesiidae.
AUGUUUUACAAUCAUGAUGUUGGCUCCAUAUUUGCCAUUUCAGAUGACUCUACCACAGCUUCCCCGUCGGGAAACACAGCGGGGCGUGGCACAUUAACUUCUGACAAACUAUACACAAAAAUACCUGGGAUAGAAGUUUUAGCAUCGAAGACCAAUGUCGAUGUGACCCCAUUGGUCCCUUUAUCGGCUAAAUCGCAAUUUAUCCCGGACAGGGUAAGCGAUAGCAACGACUAUGACUUUAUGACUUAA